AUGGAGAGUGUAGAAAGGAAUGUGGAAAAGGGAACGCGGCAUCUUGAAGGUGUCAAAUUUUUGCAUGGUGACCUAGAUCUAUGGAUUUUGGAGGCCAGAUCUCUCCCAAAUAUGGACUUAGCCUCGGAGAGGAUCAGAAAAUGUUUUUCUGUAUUUGGAUCUUGCUCGUCACCAUUCAAGAGACCCAGUAAAAGCAGCACUAAGCACAGCAUGAUAACAAGCGAUCCGUAUGUUUCUGUCAGCCUUGGAGCGGCAACAGUAGCCCAAACCAAGGUGAUUCAGAACUCUGAGAACCCUAAAUGGGAAGAACACUUCUAUGUUCCCGUGGCUCAUCCUGUCGCAGCAGUGGAAUUUCAUGUUAAGGACAAUGAUAUACUCGGUGCUGAGCUUAUUGGAACGGUCUCAAUACCGGUCGAUACAAUAUUCGGAGGGAAGAUGGUUAAUGGCUGGUUUCCGGUCGUAGGGCCCUAUGGAAACCCUUUGAAGCCUUAUCCUGAGCUGCACCUGUCAGUGGUGUUUAAACCAGUACAAGAUAACCCUUUGUAUGGAGCUGCUACUGCUCCAGAACACUUGGGUGUGGAAAACGCAUAUUUCCCACUACAUAGAGAAGGGAGGGUUACCCUUUACCAAGAUGCGCAUGUUCCUGCUGGGGCUUUACCGAGGAUCGCAAUAGAAGGGGGAAAGCUUUUUGAACAAGGUAAAUGCUGGGAAGACAUUUUCCGCGCAAUACUGAACGCCCGUCAUCUCGUCUAUGUUACCGGGUGGUCAAUCUACCACCCUGUGAAGCUUCUAAGGGAGAAUCAAGGCACGGUACCAAAAGAAGGGCAAUUCUCCCUAGGAGAGCUGCUGAAGCACAAGAGCCAAGAGGGUGUUCGUGUACUAAUGCUCGUUUGGGAUGACAAAACUUCACAUGACAAAUUUAUUCUGAAAACGGUACUCGCCUCUUUUCUCAUCCUCUUUAGACCACUGCUGAAGCUUAGUGAAGAGCAUGUGAAAUACAUGUUUAUGUUUCUGAUGAAAUUAAUUGGAAAUCAUAUAUAACUUGAUUUUUUCGAAAAAAAUAGGGUUUACCCACUAGGAGAGGAUGAUGCUUAAAGCAUGGACUCCGUGCAGGAUGGUGUUAUGAAAACUCAUGACGAAAAAACCCGGAAAUUUUUUAAACACUCCGGCGUCCAAUGUGUACUGGCUCCUCGGUACGCAAGCAAUAAACUCAGCAUUGUCAAACAAAAGGUAUAUUGAAGUUUCACGUGUUGUUCAAACUUUCUGUUUGGAGUCGACGAUGUCUUGCUUUUCUUUACUGUAAAUAUUCUUUAUUGUGUACACGGAUCUUAACCGUUUAUCAGAACUGUCUGUCUGGUCCAGGUUGUAGGUACUCUGUUUUCGCACCAUCAGAAGUGUGUGCUUGUUGAUACACCUGCUGCUGGAGAUAACCGGAAGAUAACAGCUUUUAUCGGUGGUCUAGAUCUAUGUGACGGCCGUUAUGAUACACCAGAGCACUGGCUCUUCUCAGAUCUUGAAAGCGUGUUUGAGAAUGAUUUUCACAAUCCUACAUACCCAGUAAGAAUUCAUAUCACAUGAUACUGGGUACUCAUCUUUACCUACACGAUUCGAUGACUCGAUCAAAUCCAGCUCAGUUUUCAUGAUUCGUUAAAAAAAAUAAAAAAUUCUCUUGAUAUGCAUUAAAGACAUUCUGAGUUCCUGUUAUAAGAAUUUUGAAAAUCUAUUUUCAAUAAGACUGCAAGAAGGGGAAAAUUCGGUCAUAGUUACAGCUAGACCUUCAACCCCAAGUCGACAAGCUUUCUAGUUGUGUGAUGCUUUUCUCUCUGCCACUUAUCUUCCUUUUCCCUUUCCCGUUAUACCUCUUAAGAAUUUUGUUUCUUUGAUACCAUGUGCAGCUUCUUCAUAAUCAUGGCCCGAGACAAGCAUGGCAUGAUCUACACUGUAGAAUCGAGGGCCCAGCUGCAUAUGAUGUGCUGACAAACUUUGAACAAAGAUGGAGGAAAACAACAAAAUGGCGUGGCUUCAAAGUUAGGAAAGUCGCUCACUGGCACAACGAUGCGCUCAUAAAGAUUGACCAGACUCCAUGGAUACUGACUCCCUCAAAGUCUGCCCAUGAUUGCCCUCAGUGGGAUCUGACUGAUGGAGGAUGUAUGGAAAAUUGGCAUGUGCAGGUCGGUAGUUAAGUUCUGACACAUGUUUACUUUUAUUUAUGGGCAACAUCAUGAAAUCUGAUCUAGUGAUUAUCUUCGAAUAUUUUCUAGAUCUUCCGGUCCAUAGACUCCGGUUCAGUAAAAGGAUUCCCUAAGGUGGUUCAGGAGGCUGAAGCAAAGGUUAGAACAGAUAUUCCCUUGUGAACCUUCUCUCCCUACAAGGAUCUAAUGAUCAACGCCAGGAGACCAACCAAUCGUCUAGUUGAGGUUGUCAAUGUCUCUUCAAGGCAUACACUGGUUUUUUCUCUCAGCUUCUCCCCUGUUUGGCAGAACCUUGUUUGUGCAAAGAACGUGAAGAUAGACAGGAGCAUACAUACUGCAUAUGUCAAAGCGAUAAGGUCUGCACAGCAUUUUCUCUACAUUGAGAACCAGUACUUCGUUGGAUCUUCGUAUGGUUGGCCAUCCUACAAGAAUGCAGGUUUCAGUAUCAAGUAUCUGUUAAAUUCAUGUUUGAUUUUUUAUGAUCAAGUUUCCCUAAUGCAUGACCAACUUUCCUGAAAUUUUAUUGUCUAUACAAACUGAUUUUUUUGCCUCUCUCGCCUUAGUUCAUGAAGCAAAUACCAAAUAGAAACCCUUUUCUUGACUAGAUCAUUUAACCCUGUUAAUAUUUCUUCAACUUGAGUGUACUGGAUGAAACAACACAAAUGGAGGGUGCAUGGGACCACUCUUCUCUGUUUCAGAUUUCUGAUCACCAUUUAUUAACCCUAACAAUAACCAGCCAAUAUAACUGAGGUUUCGACGUGAUGGACCCCAGUGGUAAACAUCGAGUGGCAAGUGAUAUACAUAAAACUAAUCAACUCAGGCAACGAGGCAAACUAAAUAUCUGUUUGCCCUUAUAUUUAGUAAUCUCCGAAAUCUCUAUUCCCCUCUGUUUCAAUAUUGAGUGCACAUGCAUUUCUUUAAGCUGCAUAGUCUAUCAUUUGAAACAGGCGCAGACAACUUGGUUCCCAUGGAAAUAGCCUUGAAGAUUGCGAGCAGAAUCAGGGCAGAUGAACGUUUUGCCGCAUAUAUUGUUAUUCCAAUGUGGCCUGAAGGCAUUCCAUCGACAGUUGCAGUCCAAGAAAUCCUGUUCUGGCAGGUUAGAUGUUCACGCAUAUUUUGUAUUCGGAUUCUUCUGAGCGGCUGUGAAGCAAUUCCUGGUCAUGGAGCCCAUUAAAGCACGGUAUUCCCAAUCUAAUAUUUUAUUUUUAAUUGGGGAAAGUAGGGGGAAUGAUGACGUGCUGCACUCCCUAAAAAUCGAACUUGACUGAGCCCGGAAUUAGCUAAUUGUGGAUGCACCAUCGAAUUUCCAGUUGACUUAAGCUAGAUCCUCAAUUCAUCUUAUGGCUGGGCCAAAUGGUUGGUUAGAGUAUUUAGAAAGGCUAGGGUCAGACAGGGCCUAGUAAAUUGAUACACCCGAUCUGAUUCAUGGUACCUCAUAAGUAGUUUGUGUUUCACCUCGAGGUAAAAGAGUUUUUCAAAAUGAAAUCCAAAUUUUCCUGCCAUUUAUAAUUUAAUUAUCUGGUCCCUUAUAUUCUUGGUAGAUGUCAAACCCUAAACCCUAAAUCCUAAACCUUAAACCCAAAUUUACAUCGUAUUUUCAUAAAAAGCUCAGAAACUUUUUAUUGUGUUCCAUUAUGGAUCAUGUUGUUCCCUUUAAACACCUCUAAAACUGUCAUUCGAUUGUUAUGGCUUUUUGAACAUUUUUUUUGGUGAUAUCACCGGAACAAUAUAUUAGCAAAUAACAGAAAAAAGACCAACCGAUAUAUAUUCCUUAUUGCAGGGGCAAACAAUGAAGACGAUGUAUAAGAUCAUUGCAGGUGCACUUGAGGAAGUGGGUUCCGACAGCCACCCACUGGACUACUUGAAUUUUUACUGUCUAGGGAAACGUGAAGCUGGUCCAGAGGAAAACACAUCCACAACAAAUCACCCACCAGAGACUAGUUCCUCAGUAUGGUUUUUUUAUCUUAUCCUCCACUUCAUCAUAGUUGCUAUCGGAAAAGCGGAUUUGAUUGAACCCCAAUUUUUUCUGAUACUUUUGAAUAUUUUAUACUUCAUCACAGGUUUGAUUGCUUGUGUAAAUUGCCCGUGUUGAACAGAACAAUAAUAUUGCUAUUAAUAUGCUGUAAAUAUUACUUCAACCUACCUGAAAUUUGUAUGUGAUUUUGUUUAUAAGUUUCCAGAAAAUGUCUUUAAUUAGAUAUUGAAAUAUAAUUCAUUUAAAAGUUCUCAAGACUACUCCAUAAGAUAAAUCAUAUCUGCAUAUUAUUGGUGCAGUCGGAGAGUCAAGGUGUUUGCCAAGAAAACAUACCCAUGUGAAUCCUAAGAUGGAAUAUGCAUUCACAAUGAGAAAGAUGUGAUCAGGGGGUGACUCUUCAGAUUUUACUUUCUAUCUCAUCGCCAGAGGUCAAACACAAUACUUCCACUUAAUUUUGCAGUGCCCGAGUCAAAAGUUCCGGAGAUUCAUGAUUUAUGUUCAUGCCAAAGGAAUGAUAGUUGACGACGAGUACGUGAUGAUCGGGUCUGCCAACAUCAAUCAAAGGUCUCUAGAUGGCUCAAGGGACACUGAAAUUGCUAUGGGAGCCUAUCAGCCAAAUUAUAGAUGGAGUGGGACGCAAUGCCAUCCUCGUGGCCAGGUACCAUAGUUUCCUCGCUAUUUAUCUAAUUCCAACAUUCCACUGUUUGUGGUCACCGCUUCUUUGUUCAUCAGUAGACAAACCACCUCGCCACCAGAAGGUUCAGAGAAAACCUAUCUCACUAGGCCAUUCUAGAUGGAAGCAAAUUUGUCAAUGCCAAUCCGAAUCGUGGUUGGAUUUGACCGGCUGAAUCGAAUGCCCCAUACAUUUAAACACUGUUAGAAACCUGACGAGGCCAAGGAGGUUCACCCACCCAAGAAUCGAAUCCAGAACAUUUGAUCGACCAAUUCUAUGUACCAUAAGGCUAAAUGGGUGUCCUUGUUCUGUCUACAGGUAUUUGGAUAUCGGAUGUCCCUAUGGGCUGAGCACUUGGGAACCCUCGAAGGUGUGUUUGAAGAGCCACACGCUCUCGAGUGUGUGAGACGUGUGAAUGAGCUGUCGGACAACAAUUGGCAGGCUUACAUAUCUGAAGAGACCGAAGUGAUGAAAGGGCACCUAAUGAGGUACCCAGUACUGGUAGGGAGAGAUGGGAAGGUGGACCCAUUGCCGGGGUAUGAGUGCUUCCCUGAUGUGGGUGGGAAGGUUCUGGGUGCUCACAGCAACACUCUACCUGACUCCCUCACGACAUAG
This is a messenger RNA of Spirodela intermedia, 5455 nucleotides long. NCBI's taxonomy places the organism in Eukaryota, Viridiplantae, Streptophyta, Magnoliopsida, Alismatales, Araceae. The record is from the annotation of a GenBank genome assembly.